CUGCUUGCUCGGAGAGCCACAGGUAGCCACCAUGGCAGGAGAGCGCGUGCGGCUCUACGUCACCGGCCAGUUCCUCGGCUACAAGAGGGGAAAGUCCACCCAGUACACCCACACCGCUCUGGUGAAGGUGGAUGGCGUGAACACCAAGGAUGAGACGGAGUUCUAUCUGGGCAAGCGCGUGGCGUAUGUGUACAAGGCCAAGACAGAGAAGAAGGGCAGCAAGUACCGCGUGAUCUGGGGCAAGGUGACCCGCGCCCACGGCAGCGUCGGCACCGUGCGCACCAAGUUCCAGAAGAACCUGCCCCCCGCAGCCAUCGGCAGCAAGGUCCGCGUGCUCCUCUACCCCAGCCGUGUCUAGGCCGCAGCAGCCUUGGGCUUUGCAGCGGUACUGACGGCAGCGGCGCGACACGUAGCAGCGCGGAGGCAGCUGGA
This is a messenger RNA of Chlorella variabilis, 432 nucleotides long. RefSeq lists its product as hypothetical. The record is from RefSeq and is a predicted model, not a curated record. Gene Ontology annotation, cellular component: cytosolic large ribosomal subunit; ribosome. Gene Ontology annotation, molecular function: structural constituent of ribosome. The transcript is spliced from 4 exons. Gene Ontology annotation, biological process: cytoplasmic translation; ribosomal large subunit biogenesis. The coding region runs from base 32 to 358 and encodes 108 amino acids. Lineage: Eukaryota; Viridiplantae; Chlorophyta; Trebouxiophyceae; Chlorellales; Chlorellaceae.